AUGACGACAUCCCCGCAAUAUCUCACUGGUAACCCCGCAGCCCUGAAUGAGUUCAUCGAUCGUUUCGACACAUUCCUUUUCGACUGCGAUGGCGUGCUUUGGUCUGGUGACCAUACAUUCCCAGGCACAGCUGAGACGUUGGAAUUGUUGAGAAGCAGAGGAAAACAGGUCGUCUUCGUCACCAACAACAGCACAAAAUCGCGAGCAGACUACAAAAAGAAACUCGACGGACUGAACAUCCCAAGCAACGUCGAGGAAAUCUUCUCCUCCUCCUACAGCGCCUCAAUCUACAUCUCCCGCAUCCUCGAACUCCCCGCCAACAAACGCAAAGUCUUCGUCCUCGGCGAAACCGGCAUUGAGCAAGAACUCCGCAACGAGGAUGUACCCUUUAUCGGCGGCACCGACCCGGCUUUACGUCGCGACCUCGUUCCCGAAGAUUACAAGCUAAUGGCAAACGGGGACCCGUCCAUACUCGACCCCGAAGUCGGCGUUGUCCUCGUCGGACUCGAUUUUCAUAUCAAUUACCUCAAGAUGUCGCUUGCAUUCCAGUACAUACACCGCGGCGCAGUAUUUCUCGCCACAAAUAUAGACAGCACACUACCCAACCAAGGCUCCCUUUUUCCCGGCGCAGGCUCGAUUAGUGCACCCCUAAUCAUGAUGCUAGGUAAGGAGCCGAUUGCGCUCGGGAAACCGAGUCAGGCGAUGAUGGAUGCCAUUGAGGGCAAAUUCCACUUUGAUCGUAAUCGCACUUGUAUGGUUGGCGAUAGGACCAAUACGGAUAUCAGGUUUGGUGUUGAGGGAAAACUGGGGGGUACGCUAGCUGUGUUGACGGGCGUAUGUACCAAGGAUGAUAUUCUGAACGGGCCUAUAAGACCGGUGGCUUAUGUGGAUAAGUUGAGUGACUUUUUGGGUGCGCAGAGUAAGUGA
This is a messenger RNA of Talaromyces amestolkiae, 927 nucleotides long. RefSeq lists its product as uncharacterized. The transcript is spliced from 5 exons. Gene Ontology annotation, molecular function: phosphoglycolate phosphatase activity; alkaline phosphatase activity. NCBI's taxonomy places the organism in Eukaryota, Fungi, Ascomycota, Eurotiomycetes, Eurotiales, Trichocomaceae. Bases 1 to 927 code for a protein of 308 amino acids. The record is from RefSeq and is a predicted model, not a curated record.